AUGACGGAUCUGGAAAGUCCGGAUCUCGAGACCAGCGCUGCAGCACUCAUGAGAGUGCUGACAGAAACCUGCGCUGAACGCAUGGGCAUAGUAAGAAUCAAAAAGCGUAAACCACCUCCCUGGUGGAACCAGAGUCUGGAUAGAGAACUAAGCAAUCUCAGGCGCUGGAGGACUCGACUGAGGAACGCACGGAAUGCGUUCGGCAAGCGUGUAAUCCGGAACUCUUACGAGAAAUUGAAGCAAAGGUUCAAUAUGAAUUGCUUCAAAGCCAGGCGGGAUUCCUGGCGCUCCUUUGUAACCGAUAUCGGAAACAGGGAACCGUGGGGACCCGUUUACACAUGGCUAAAGACUGGUGGCCUACGGCCGUCUCAGAAUCUUCCAGUGUCAAUCCGCCGAGAGAACGGCUCUUUCACCGACUCUCUCGAAGAGACUGGGAAAAGACUUAUUGAAAUCCUGGUCCCGGGAGAUACGUCCGACGGUGAGAGUCCCGAACAGACAGCCAUCAGGGCGGUAACGGGUGUAAGAGUCGGGUCCUUCGACCCGGAGACGGGCGAGGACGAACCGCCCAAUGCGUGCGAUGUCGAGGAGGUAAAAAGGGCCAUCUGGCGAAUGGAUCCAAAGAAGUCGCCGGGAGCCGACGGCAUUACGGCAAAGAUUCUCCGCCAGGCGUGGCCAGUUCUGGCCGAACACAUAACGAACGUGUUCAACGUUUGUCUUCGGUCCAGAAUGUUUCCAAACGCCUGGAAACUAGCCCGACUGGUGGUGAUUCUUAAAUCUACCGGUAAGGACCGAGCAGAGGCCAAGUCCUACCGACCGAUAAGCCUACUCCCGGUGGUGUCCAAAGCGCUCGAACACGUAAUCAUAGACAGGAUUCGAGCGGACACGGAUCCGAGCAUGUCAAAAAGACAGUUCGGGUUCACGAAAAACCUCUCGACAGUCGACGCGAUGCACCACGCUCUGAAUUGGACGAAAAGCAGGCAAGAAAAAUACGUAUUUGCAGUCUUCUUGGACAUUUCGGGCGCCUUUGACUGUCUAUGGUGGGCCCAGCUAGUUGUGGACAUGCGAAGUGCUGGCUGUCGCAGCGGGCUGGUUGAGCUGACGAAAAGCUAUCUGGACGGCCGCCGAGCUGUCAUGCAGAUCGGCGACCGAACAGUGGCAAAAACCCUUACCAAAGGGUGCCCGCAAGGGUCGGAGUAUGGACCGGAUCUCUGGAAACUAGCAGUGAACCCACUCCUGUCAGCUGACCCGCCCGCAGGUACUGAGAUAAUUGCGUAUGCGGACGAUCUUGCGCUACUUAUCUCUGGCGAAAAUCGGGCAGAGCUGGGAGUCGUGGAAACGAAUUACUCAGCAGAGCAUCGCUAUGGGCGAUCAAGCGAAAACUCUCCUUCUCCGCGACCAAGUCGCAGACCCUCUGGCUUAAGGGAAAUCUAUCCCGGCCAGACUUGGAUCUCCGACUCGGCACUGUAA
Molecule: messenger RNA, 1467 nt
Organism: Macrosiphum euphorbiae (potato aphid)
Lineage: Eukaryota; Metazoa; Arthropoda; Insecta; Hemiptera; Aphididae
Source: the annotation of a GenBank genome assembly